This is a messenger RNA of Fonticula alba, 1569 nucleotides long. RefSeq lists its product as hypothetical. NCBI's taxonomy places the organism in Eukaryota, Rotosphaerida, Fonticulaceae. The record is from RefSeq and is a predicted model, not a curated record. Bases 37 to 1452 code for a protein of 471 amino acids. The transcript is spliced from 5 exons.
CCCGCUCGCCCCCCCCCCCCCCUUCUUCUCGGAAACAUGCGGCUCAGCCUCUUGCUUCUGAUCGUCGUCGCCCUCCUCCAUCGGGCCCUCGGUGCCCCGGUGAGCAUGGGGUGCGGCUGCUCGUCGGCCGCCCUGGCCGCGUCUCGCCCGACCCCGGGCCUGGGACGGCCGGCCGUGUGCGCAGCUCGAAACCUGGACCUCGACCGGGCGGCCCUCAUGGAGCGCAUGGCCCGGGAUCUGCCUCGCCCGGCGGAUCCCUCGCAGCAACUGGUGCUCUUCCCCCGGCCAGGGGGCACGGCCGGGGCCGGCUGCGGGCCAGGGGCCGUGCGCAUCGGCACCGCCGAGGCGCCAUACAUGCAUGUGGAUGGCGAGUUUCCGCCCCGAUGCGUGGUGAUUCCGCCGGAUGUGGACACUGUCGGGCCCUGGCCCGGGCGGUUGCCGGCCGGCGAUUCCAUGGCCACCAACCCGCGGCCGCUCUACGUGCAGGCCGGCGAGGUGACCGCCGCUGCGUUUGCCCACUUCUCGCUCGCCAGUGGUUAUGUGAGCACGCGCGAGCGGGAUCCCCACCCAGAUCGCGGGGGCUUCGUGUGGGAGGGCCUUCUCAGCCAGCCCGGGCACUCGCCGGCGCACUGGGCCCACGAUGCGGCCUUGCUGCAAUCCAGUGUCCCAUGGUGGCGUCUUGUCGACCGAGCCUUCUGGCACUCGCCGGAAGGGGAGGACUCAUCGCUGCUCGACGGGCCGCUGGGCCGUCGAGUGGACCACCCUGUGACGCAUGUGUCGCUGGAGGAUGCGGCGGCCUUUUGUCACUUCUACGGCAUGCGCCUGCCGACCGAAAUCGAGUGGGAAUGGGCCGCGCGGGCGGCACGCCAUGCCCCAGAGCGCCGGCGGCGUCUUGCUCCCCCGGGGCCGGCCUCCCCGGGCGACGCGCCGCCCUGGCAAUUCCCCUGGGCCGCGGCCUUUGACUGGCCCACGGGCACGCCACGGGCCAAUGUCUGGCGCGGGGACUUCCCGGGGAACAAUGUCGAUCUCUCGGAGGCGGGCUUGGUGUCUGGCGGGGAUGGCUGGCCCGGGACGGCUCCGACGGGCGCCUUCCCGGCCCAAGUGCCCGCCCCCUUCCCGGAGCACACUCUCCGGCCGGCCGGCGGCCCGGCGUCUGCCCCGGUUGCGGGUCUCUUCAAUCUAAUUGGCAAUGUCUGGGAGUGGACAGCCACGUCGCGACAGGGCCAGCCAGCAGGGGGUGCCGUUCUCGAGGAAUUUGUCCUCAAGGGCGGGUCGUACAUGUGCCAUCCGUCGUUCUGCCAUCGGGCGCGCAUCGGCGCCCGGUCCUUUGCCUUUGGCCAGCUGCCUGGGCCGAUGGCUGUCGAGGAUACCGAGCAGCUGGCAACAGCCACGGGAAACCUGGGCUUCCGGUGUGUGGCCGACCGGCCGCCACCGGGGUAUGUCCCCGUUUGAGGGCCAUCUUCGACCCCCCUUCUCCUCUGGACCUGCCCCAGCCACGUGUCCGGAAAAUAAUCCCUCCAUUUGCAUGCUGAAUGGUGCCCUGCCCUGCCCUGCCCUCUCUCUCUCUCU